AUGCCCACGGCCCUUAGAAGCAAGAAGAUGACGCUCUCCUGGGCCAACAAGGUUCGAGGUGGACGUGUGGCCCCAAGAGGUGACAACCUGCGUCGCGAUUCGCACCACGAAAACGAGCUCGAAGAUUUCUACACCGUGGAUUCACCCGAAGAUGGCCAGUGGGGCGUACCCUUGCCGAAUGGGGACUGGAGUGGUAUGGUUGCCAUGGUCUAUAACAAUAAAUCCGAUCUGGCUCUGGGUCCUUUAGUGAUGACGUACGGUCGCUCGCAAGUGAUCACAUUCAGCUCCCAAGUGACUACGAACUACCUGACCAUCCUGGCCGGCUUUCCCAACGUCAUUCACGGAAGCAUCUUCGGCACGUUGAUGGCGUUCAAUUUGGAGGUGUGGAUAGCCCUGCUGGUCUCCCUGCUGCUCUGUGUGCUCACAGCCGUGAUGCUGGAAGUAUUCAAGAAAAAGAAGGGGGCCCUUCCGUCCAAGACAUGCUCUUCGCCACGGCCGCCACGUGGUACGCCAUCCAGGAUCGUAUUUGCCAUGUGGUGGCUGACGGUGCUGGUGCUUAUGAACGCUUUCACGGGUCAUAUGAAGGCUACAAUGAUGGUGCGAACCGAACCUGAUCGCAUUGAAUCCAUGAAGGAGCUCGCCGAGCGCGGGAACAUGAAGACCUUCAUAUGGGAGGGCACCGCCUAUGAAUCUCUGCUGAGGGAUUCUCGGAAUGUACCGGAGUACCAAGCAGUGUGGGAGAUGGUUCUUCGCUGCAAUGGCAUGUUCGACAACAAGUUGCUCUACUCCAGAGCGAACCUCAUCGCUGUGCAGAAUGGAGACGCCGUCAUCGUCAGGGACGCCAGCACAAUGCGCUUCCACGUGGCAGCCCGCUGCGGCUUGUUGACACAGGGCACCUUCAGCUUCUCGCAGGAGCAGUUCUUUCCGCACAAGUAUGCGGUGGCGCUCAAUCGAACCGAAGACCCAGCGUUCGUGGCCAUAGUUAACCAACGCUUUGGCCCGGCGCUUGCCGACGACUUCGGGGUCGGUCGACUCACGCUCAGGCUGCCGCCGCUUCCGCCAUUGCUGCGUUCUUCUCGCUCGGCGCUGGGCCUCUCGGUCAAGAGCCGAACCCGAAUCAGUGGGAUGAAGGAGAGCGGCUUGUUGGAUGCCUGGAUGGAGGAGGAGUACGGCGACUGGCAGAAGUGCGCCUCUGGCUCCGGUGAGGACACGUACAGGCCCCUGUCAAUGUUCGACAUGCAGUCCAUCUUCUUCAUCUACUUCAUGUUCAGCGCUGCAUCAGCCAUUGGGUUCCUGUGCGAGCUGCUUGUUGGCGCCUGA
This is a messenger RNA of Dermacentor andersoni, 1320 nucleotides long. The record is from RefSeq and is a predicted model, not a curated record. Lineage: Eukaryota; Metazoa; Arthropoda; Arachnida; Ixodida; Ixodidae.